GGGGGACCGCAGGUGGGGUCAAAGUCGCCGUCAGACAGUCAUGACAGCCUCACUUGGAGCAACAAGCUUGCGCAUUAUCAGUUGCCAGACGUUUCCGGAGAGAGUUUCACUGAGGCGCACCGUAUGGUCCAACACUGAGGGUUCGGACGCACCUGGUAUUUCAGCUGCGGCGAAAUAUUAUGGCAGAGAACACCUAUUUCUCCAAGAGUGCGAGGCUGGGUAAAUAAGCCAAGGUAAACAGUGAGGAAGAGGCCGAUUCGUGAGCGGUACAGGCUGAGUUGAGGGGAGCCGCAUCACUCUCGCUCAGUCUCCGUGUGGCAGUGCAAGGGGAGUGCAGCCCGGCGUUCACCACACCCGCGUGUAAGGUUACCGCCGCUGGGACCACAGGCUCCACACCUUCCUCCAGUGUUCCCUCUUCUGCAGUCUGCGACCUGUGCUUGCGUCAUCGGCUAAAAUGAUGACAGAGGUGAGACACAUGGAGGGAUAAAGAAAGAACUAGUGACUGUGAACCAACCAAUAUGACGCGGUACAAACAGCAGACAGACAUGGAUGACGACAGCAGCUCCAUCGGGUCAGCGCGCACCGAGGAGCUUCCGACAGGAACUACCACAAUUCGCUACCACAUGGGUUCGCACUGGUGGCGGUCUCGUACUGGCCUAGAGAAGUGCCUCUUGGUGGGGUGGCUCGUGCUGCUGCUGCUGCUGCUGGCACUCAUGGCCAUGCUACACUUCAAAACCAGACCCAUGCCCAUCCUGCUCCCAAGCUCCACAGGUGCAAGCAGGCUAUGUCUCAGCCGCGACUGUGUGAUGGUGUCUGGGGCUGUGCUCAGUAACAUGAACCUCAGUGCUGAUCCAUGCGAGAACUUCUAUGAGUAUGCCUGUGGGGGAUGGGUGGCCAAGAACCCUAUUCCAGAAGGGAAGCCAAUGUGGGGAACUCUCAAUAAACUGGCAGCAGACAACAAUAUAAUUUUACGCAGGGCUCUGGAAUCAAAUGUGACUUCCAAGAGUGAGGCGGAGCAAAAGGCUCGAAUAUUUUACCAGUCCUGCAUGGAUGUCAACAAAACUAUUGAGAAACUAAAAGAUACACCAGUGCAGAAGAUGAUAAAGCAAAUGGGUGGGUGGUCCAUCACGGGUAAUUGGUCUGCUAAUGACUACAACAUAACAAAGGAUGUGAUUCUCAGCAAAGUAGAAUUUAUCUCUGGUGCACUCUUCUCCUGGAGGGUCAGUGAAGACUACAAAAACUCAUCCUCACAUGUCUUACUGUUUGAUGAAGGGGGUCUUUUUCUACCAGCAAGAAAUUACUAUCUCAAUGAGUCAGAGAAAGAUGUGGUCAAUGCUUAUGUGGACUACAUCACACGGAUUGGGGUGCUGCUGGGAGGCCAAGAGAACAAGACUCGCAAAGCAGCUCAAGGUAUCGUGGAUCUAGAACGGAAGCUGGCCAAGAUCUCCACCCCAGAUGACCAGCGCAGGGAUGACAAUGACCUGUACCAUCCCAUGACAAUCAAGGAGCUUGCAGAGUUGGCCCCAUUUAUGGAUUGGGAAACUUUCAUUCUUUCUCCAUUCAAUGAAGUACCCAAUCCCAUUGGUGACAAUGACAAAGUAGUUGUUUAUGCCCCAGAUUAUCUGAAGAAUCUCACAGUCAUUCUCAAUGAAACACAGAAUUCUGACGAAGGAAUCACAGAUCUCCACAACUACUUGGUAUGGCAAGUUGUCCAGAACUACGUUGAUUUCCUGUCUCAGGAUUUCCAAGAAGCAGCAAAGGUGAUGGAGAAAGCCCUGAUGGGGGUUGUGGGGACAGAUGAAGUGUGGAGGGAGUGUGUCAUGCAAACAAGUAAUGCUCUGGGAAAGCCAGUAGGAGCCAUGUUUGUACGGGAAGCAUUCAGCAAGGACUUAAAGGAUAUGGCUGAAGAUAUGAUAGACAGAGUUCGGAAAUCAUUUGAGGAAAACCUGCAAUCUGUGACAUGGAUGGAUGAAGAGACUCAGAGAAAAGCUAUUGAGAAAGCAGUUUCUAUAUCAGAGAUGAUUGGAUUUCCAGAUUAUAUACUCAAUCCAGAUGAGCUGGAUAAGGAAUUUGCAGGACUGAAAAUAAUAAAAGAUAAAUACUUCCAAAAUAACAAGAAAAUCAGAGAGUUCACUAUGAGGAAAGAGCUGGCUCGCCUCAAAAAGGCAGUCAACAAGACACGAUGGGACAUGUCUCCACCUACUGUUAAUGCUUAUUAUUCACCAUCCAGAAAUGACAUUGUAUUUCCGGCUGGUAUUCUUCAAGCACCAUUUUUUGAUAAGAGAAAUCCAAAAGCUCUCAACUAUGGAACUGUUGGUGUAGUGAUGGGCCACGAAUUGGUGCAUGCCUUUGAUGACCAAGGGAGAAAAUAUGACAAAGAUGGAAACCUGAAUUCAUGGUGGCGGAAUGCAACUUCAGAAAAGUUCAAUAAAUUAUCCACAUGCUUUGAAGACCAGUACUCUUCUUACGAGUUCCUGGGAGAACAUCUCAAUGGAAAACUCACACUAGGAGAAAAUAUUGCUGACAAUGGAGGACUGAAGGCAAGCUUCCAGGCAUACAAGAAGUGGCUAGAAGAGAAUGGGCCAGAGGAAGCUCUGCCAGGCAUUCCAUCCAACUACCAACUUUUCUUCCUUGGAUUUGCUCAGGUGUGGUGUUCAUCCAUCACCAAAGAAGCUGCCCACCUGGAGAUCCUGAAAGAUUCGCAUGUUCCAGGAGAGUUCCGUGUUUUUGGUUCGCUUACCAACUCUGAAGACUUUGGUAAAGUCUUUAGGUGUAAGAAGGGUUCAAAAAUGAAUCCUGCAAAAAAGUGCCAAGUCUGGUGAAGCAUGUGCUUCAUACAUCUAGGAUUGUUAGUUAUGGAAGGUCUUAUUAGAAAUAAUCAAAUGGUUAUCUGGGAGGAAAAAUCUACAUACCGUAGUUAAAUUUUAUAAAUGCUGCAAUCAGUUAUGCAAAGUUGCCUGUUGCUAGGUGAUGGUUUUCUGAUAACCUGAUUAAUUUGAAACAGAAAUGUGAUAGCAAAACUUCAUUAUGAUUAUCAGUAUUUUCUCCUGUACAAUGCAAAUAUAUCACAGUCUGAAAAGUUCCAUUAUUAUAAACAAGUGUCUGUUUUUCAGUACCAGACAAUCCUGUACAAUAUCGCAACAGUACAAGAUGGUUUAGUCACUCACCAGCCAUAAUGCUAAUCAUUCACAUGCAUUACAACUUUUUCUUUUACAUAUGCCUGAACUUCUUUAAUUUCACAUCUUAAUGCAGUCAAUCCUUUUAUGUUACUGUAAGACAGGUUUGGGACUUGGUUCAGAGUAGGAACAGGAUACUGAAUUACAUAUCAAUAAAUGCACCUCAUAAAAUAUAAUUUACUAUGAAUUUAGAUACAUACCAUUAUUUCAAUUGAUCACAUCAAAGCAAACUUACUGAGAAAAUGCUGUGUGGCAUUCAAGCUGGACCCAAACAUUCCUGCCAGGCUGUAUAUCACUUCCCAUGAAAUACUAACUGUAUGCCACUGAGGUAUAUAUAUAUAUAUAUAUAUAUAUAUAUAUAUAUAUAUAUAUAUAUAUAUAUAUAUAUAUAUAUAUAUAUAUAUAUAUAUAUAUAUAUAUAUAUAUAUAUAUAUAUAUUAUGUGAUAUGAUAAUUCCAUGUGUUCUGUUAUAACUACUUUACCGAGAAAACAUCCUGAAUUUUGAAUGAAUGGAUCAAGGAUUUCAUUUGUAGCAUUUUGGUUGACCAUAAAAACAAGCAUUUCUUGAUCACUUUUGCUAUACUGGCACUGACAGAUGAUGCCAAACUGCCAGCCUAGCAUGGCUGGAAAUGUAUAAAUAUUCCCUCCUAAAAAGUGACAUCUUGCUUAUUGCUCAGAAACUUUGAAAUUUCAUAUUAACAUGCUCAUGGACAGUUGGUAUGUUGUAUUGCUAUUCUAAGUCUCAGGGUAUUCAUACUGAAUAAAAAGAAAAGCAUUCACUGCAGCAGUGCAAGCUAUAGAGCUCCCACACUUACCCUCUGUAUUUUCAGUAAUGUUAGGGUCAGUGAGUGACUGCAUGUUGAUAAAAAUUGUGGAAAACUAAGCACAUCAGGUAAGAUAAAUAUUUUCCUUUUCAUGAAUAAGAGGUUAAUGAGUUAUUGCUUAGCUCAUACCUUGUUUAGUAGUCCCCAGUGUUAAACAUAACCACUUAACUAAGAGGUGGAAUAUUAUGCCAAUGUGAAAGCAAAAUAGGGUUUCUUUGAUUUAUGAGAAACAAAUAUAUAGACCACGUUCACAGCAUGUUAAGUGGUGAGGAUUCACAAACUAAGUGGGAACAGUGCAUCUGACUUCAGGGAAGUUGAUUUAAUGAGAGCUGAAAUGUGAAAUUUCUGGUUACAAUCUCAAUGAUAGCUUACUGCCUUUUCUGUUGACUCUUAAGUUUCAAAUAUAAAUUGGUAUUAUAUCAUUCACCAAACACUAGCUUUUGUGAAGCCUGAGUAUUCAUUAAUGAAAUAAAAAAAAAAAAAAAUUGACUGGUUCUAAGCCCAGUCCCAAAAGUUGUUUUUUCCCAAUUUUCAAGAUCUUUUGAUGAAAAGGAUGUUAAAAUAAUAUGAAGUCACACAAUUAUGUAGCAAUCAAUACAUAUUACAUAAACACUACAGCAAACAUCUCUUAUGACACAUGAACCAUUUAGUCAUUAUAUGUAUACUUUAAAGACACCAAAUGCUUUGUUCCUUAACUACUUGGAUUUCCUGAGGACUCAUGAUUUCAUUGCAGAUUAAGAAAAUAACACUACAAUUACACAUUGUGUUAGGAAGUGUGGAUCAAAACGGCAGCAGACAACAGGUGCCAGUUGGUCUCUGCCUUGGCACACUGCUUUCCUUCUCAUCCCUUGAACUUGCCAUACAACCAAACAGUUUUUUAUCAUUAUUAACACUAUCUGCACCCCACCUUGGUGCACUGGAUGUCACAACAGCUCAUAAAAAUAACACCCUAACACCCCACACAGUUUCUGACCACAAAAUGACUAUAAUGGUCUUGUAUGUGAAUGGGGAACUGUCAUCCACACAGCAGUGAUUGGUGACUGACUUCCAAAAAUCUUGCUUUGAGAAACAAUGAACCCAGUACCUAAAAGUUAACAGUAAGAGAGAGAGAGAGAGAGAGAGAGAGAGAGAGAGAGAGAGAGAGAGAGAGAGAGAGAGAGAGAGAGAGAGAGAGAGAGAGAGAGAGAGAGAGAGAGAGAGAGAGAGAGAGAGAGAGAGAGAGAGAGAGAGAGAGAGAGAGAGAGAGAGAGAGAGAGAGAGAGAGAGAGAGAUCCCCAAACUUAAGGGCCUACUGUGUUUCAGUCAACAUUCACUUAUGUGUGUAUUUACUGUUCACCUCAGUAACAUCAGUUGACAGCAAACCACUGUUUUUGUAUGUAUAAUAUUAGGAUACUGAGAUAUUAAGGUACAACAUAUUAAAAAAAAAGUUGUAACCAACAAAGCAGAGCACAGUGAUCAGUUCCAUCAUGCCUUUGUUUAUAAAACAAGUAGAUCUCUAAGGUCCAGGUGGUACCUUUAUUUUAAGUCUGUGGUAGGUUCUGUGCACACCACCUGGUCCAUAAUUCACUGUAGUAUGUCCAUUGUACUUUAAGUGUGCCACAUUUUUUUUUUUUUUCAACUAAAUUUCAAAGGAAUAUAUUCGAUGUGUGUUUCAGAAGCUGACACCAUUUCAUAUCAUUCACAAUCCAGUAAAUCAUCAAUCAUAUCAGUGUUAUUUUAAGUGGUAGCAUGAAUAUUACUAUCAUAUUACUUGGAUCCAGAUGUAUCAGGCUGUUAUUUUUGCUGGACUUUAUCAGGUAAGUUCAUUUGAUAAGUCAUUCAUUAAUUGUUGUUAUUGUCAUAAAAUUCCACCUGUGUCCACUUAACUAGUCAUUAGUAGUUAUUGCAUUACUUUCUUCUCUGGUCUCUACAGAACACCUCAUACAUUACAUGGCAAGAGUGAAAUCACUCAUUAAUGAGUGACCAGAUGGUGAUGAUAUAAGGCAGAAAAAAAAUCAGUAGACUCCUUGAUCUGAAAUGUAAUGCUAACCAAAGCACACACUUCCUACUCAUCUGAUGCAGUUCUUUGCCUAACUCCUUCCUCCUCCUUUUUACAUAUUCAUAUCACAAGGCUCAGCCAACUCCUUAAUAAUAAUGUCCUGUGCAUGCUAUCUGACAUAUCACAAUUUUCAAAAAUAGUCACUUGUAUUUUUAUUUCACCCUGUGAGACAUUUUAUGCAGUCCUAAGGCAAUUCAUCUCAAAUCUCAACUCUAUUUAGCUGUACUGAAUUCCAUUCCAUGUUUGUGGCUCUGAGGUAUUUGUUAGUGGCUGGUGGAAUAAUAUUGUUCGUUCUUUUAACUCACCCCAAUUGAAUUCCCUUUUAUGAGCUUACUUUUAAUAUACUUUUGGCAAUACUAAUAUUCACAGAGAACAUAUAGUAAUAUUCAAAUUCUCUGGUCUUUUGGCCUUCUUCAAAUCAACAGUAUAUUAUGCCAAAACAGCACACUUUUUUUGAAGUUGUAUAAUCAUAUAUAAUCAAACUGAAGUAACUGAUUCAUUCUCCAUUCAGACACAGUGAAUUUGUCUAUGUUUAUUACAAGCUUACUAUAUUGCAGAUAAUGUGCAAAGCAUCAUCUAAUAUUUGGGCAUCUUCUUUAUUCUACUUAAAAAUCCAGUCAAGCAAACUUGUUAUAAUUCACCAAAAUGUCAAACUGAGCUGCUUUUUCUCCUUUCCAUUUUCAUUCACUUACAUUGCAUUUAAUUAUAUACUAAAUGAUCUGAUAACAUUGUACUCUAUUACAAUUUUUCCUCAGCUCUUUAUCAGGUCUUAUAUAUGCAUUAUAUCUUAAUGAAAAGCUUUCUGUCUCUGUCACAAUAUCACGACACAUCUAUCCAACUAAGCAUUCCAAUUACGCUCAUCACAUGUUCCCAUCACUUUUAUUAUGCAUCAGUACAACUGUGACUAAGCUAAACCCAUAGGCACCUUCCUCUGUUCCCAUGAAAGCCUACAUAUCAAAUACAUGCAGGUAUCACAAUGACACAGCUUUAUCUUUGAACAUCAUCACCUGCAUCUUUGUUUACAAUGUCCAUUGAAUACAUUUCCUUCUGCCUUUGAACACCAUCACCUGUAUCUCUGUUUACAAUGUCAACUGAAUACAAUUCCUUCUGCCUUUGAACACCAUCACCUGCAUUUUUAAUUACAAUGUCCACUGUAUACAUUUCCUUCAGCUGAAUGUUUCACUACAUCAUAUUUUAUUAUUUAAUGUUAGAGACAUUCUCACAAACAUGUCAGAAAUCUAUACACAAGUAUUUUUGUUUCUGUUUUUCUUUCUAUCAUGAGCUGCCCAUUAUAAUCACUUCAACUUCAGUGUUUGGAGCAAAAUGCUCACUGCCAUGCAAUAACCCUUUCACAACUCAAGCCUUCAUCAGAUCCAUUUGUGAACUAUUCACAGCUACAUAACCAAUUAAACUGAUUUUUUUUUUUAACAAACUCACAUUCUCAUUUACUAUCAGCAUGCAUAGCCUUGUAUAAUAACUUAUAUUUCACAUCCUGUAAAAUACAGUGACUGGAUGAAGGUGAAUGGCUAUUAAAACAAAUGAAAAUGCCAUGUACUGUAAUGUGCUGUGACCGUCUUUGUAAUACCAAAGAAAAUAUCUUUACCACAGAAAAGUUAGUGGUGUGAUUUAGGAUAUGUUUAAUUAGGGUUUUCAAAACUGCAAUAUCUGUUCUAUUGUUCUAGUAAUUUUAGUAGUGAGAGUUCAGAUGUUAGGAAAAUGAAUAUACUAUUUUUGAACCUAAUGGUUGGUAGGAUAUUCAAAUGAGUAAUCCUUAGGGAUGUUACCUAGCUAAACUUAUAAAUGGCAGUGUACACUGUAUACAUUAUUAUAGUCAGACAUCACUGCAAACAAGGCUGGAGUUUGGGAUAUGGAAUGCAAACAUUCAGUUCACUAACUCUAUGAAUUUGAAGCAUGUGCUAUUUUAGACAAUGCCUAGAUUUUGACACAACAUCAGUGCCUAGUGUGUAUAAGCUAUGAUGCUGUGUCAAGGAAUGAACUGUUUUAAUGUAUGAACAUAUCUAAAAUAGUCCUUAAUGUUGAAUGUGCUCACUUGUGUUUUAGUGUGGUCUGAUUUCAUCUGUUGUUACCAUUACAACUCAGUAGGAAAGCUGUAACAAGUGGUGGACAUCAUAUUUGACUCAAUAAUACACAUGACAUUUUAAUAUAACCUGAGGUGCUGUAGUAUAGUUACUGUAUUUUGAUUUUCAUGAGCAUACAGCUUAAGGUAUUGUGACAGAAUAUGAUUGAUGUCUGGCUAUAAUUUGACUGAAUGAUGUAUAUAUUUUUGUAUGUGAUGCCUGCCUAAAUUGCACACUUGAAAAAAGGA
This is a messenger RNA of Scylla paramamosain (green mud crab), 8364 nucleotides long. RefSeq names its product endothelin-converting enzyme homolog (gene Nep3). Gene Ontology annotation, molecular function: metalloendopeptidase activity. The coding region runs from base 519 to 2822 and encodes 767 amino acids. The record is from RefSeq and is a predicted model, not a curated record. The transcript has 16 exons. Gene Ontology annotation, cellular component: plasma membrane. NCBI's taxonomy places the organism in Eukaryota, Metazoa, Arthropoda, Malacostraca, Decapoda, Portunidae. Gene Ontology annotation, biological process: protein processing.